This is a messenger RNA of Phalaenopsis equestris, 2398 nucleotides long. RefSeq names its product protein phosphatase 2C 37-like. Gene Ontology annotation, biological process: protein dephosphorylation. Gene Ontology annotation, molecular function: protein serine/threonine phosphatase activity; cation binding. The record is from RefSeq and is a predicted model, not a curated record. Bases 755 to 2014 code for a protein of 419 amino acids. Lineage: Eukaryota; Viridiplantae; Streptophyta; Magnoliopsida; Asparagales; Orchidaceae. Gene Ontology annotation, cellular component: nucleus; cytosol. The transcript is spliced from 4 exons.
GCGCGUAAAAAUACGUGUCCGACAAUCAAGACCGUUAAUCCAAUUGCAUUUGAUCCCUCAAUUUUCGUAAAAAAAAUUUUAUUUGAUUGUAAUAUGCGGUGCUCAAUCCCAUUGGUUACAGCUGCUUACCAAACUGCCCGACGUGUCUUCCUCAGAAAGAAGCCGUAGCUGGACGACACACCAGCAAAAUGCCACGUGUCACGUUGCUGUAAAGCGGGAUAUAUUCUGCGGCCGUCACACAGCUCAACGUAUAUAAGUUCUCCAUAUCUUCCUGGAAAUAGACACGUGCUUCGCAUCUAAACCUUUACUAUCAAACCUCCUAUCAAAUCGUUAAAAACACGCCGCUUGUUCCAAUCGAAACAUCCCACGAGGGCUACAAAAUUUUAUUCAAUGGAGUAAUUUCCGGUGUCAUUGUCGUAGGGGCCCUGCUUUUCGCGAAAGGCCACCACUGACGACGCAACCACGCGUCCUCCCAGAAGCUCCAGGCGUUCGGUGAUACAAACAGCUUUCCAAAACCAACGGUCUUGAUGCAUUUUAGCGGGCGGAGACUACGACGUGGAACUGCUUGUCGGGCUUGUUCGCUGCCCGUGACGGUGACGGGCAGAUGCCCGUUCUAUCUCUGGAUGAAAAAAAAGUUGAGCAGCAAAAUGUUUAACUCAUGUAUUCGGUGGCCGAUGAACGGCGGAAAUAAUUUUGUUUCCUCUCUUUCUCUCUCGAUUUCGAACCCGAUCCCUUACCAGAUUUUGAUCGGGUAAUGGCGGAGAUAUGCUGCGGAGUAGUUAGCCGAGGCGAGCCAGCUGUAGCGGUGACUGUAACGGAUAGCCGGGAGACGGUUUCUCGCACUGCAAGGAGGCGGAGGAUAGAAUUUGAGCGAUUUAAGUUUGUCGCAGGUGUUGAUUCACUGGCACAAUCCUCAGAAGGUAAUCGGAAAAGGCAGAAGAUGGAAUUAACUACGCCGAUCAAGGAGGUAGCAUCUAAAACUCAGGAGGAUGAAUCCUGCUGCGUUCUCGACAGCCGGGCUUAUUCUGGAACCGAGGCCGGUGAAGUAGCUAUUUGUCCCAGUUUUGAAUCCGUAGACGAGGCCCGAUCUGCAUCGACAGAGGCUGCUGUGGCUCUAUUGAACGAGUGUCCCACGUACGGUGUGAUGUCGGUUUGUGGACGGCGUAGGGACAUGGAGGAUACCCUCUCCGUCCACCCUGAUCUUCUCCAACGUUUCGACAGGAUUCCUGAAAGAUAUCAUUUUUUUGGUGUUUAUGAUGGUCACGGAUGUUCUCAUGUUGCCGUUUCUUGCAAGGAGAGGAUGCACAAAAUCGUAGCGGAAGAGUUGGAUCGGCUCGAGUCGAAUCCUUCUACAAGUCUCGACUGGCAGAGUCUCAUGGAGACGAGCUUCUUUAGCAUGGACGCGGAAGCGGCUACGAGGCGCCGUGGGCCUGAGAUACCCGCCUGCCGAUGUGAGUUCCAGACUCCCAAAUGCGAUCACGUUGGCUCCACUGCUGUAGUUGCCGUAGUCUCUGGUGAGCACAUCAUUGUCGCUAACUGUGGCGACUCUCGUGCCGUUCUCUGCCGCAACGGUUCUCCUGUCUCCCUCUCUGACGAUCACAAGCCCGAUCGUCCAGAUGAGCUCCGACGAAUAGAGGAUGCUGGCGGCCGCGUGAUCUACUGGGACGGCGCGAGGGUUCUCGGUGUACUCGCCAUGUCUCGAGCAAUAGGGGAUAACUAUCUAAAGCCUUUCGUGAUAUCGAAGCCGGAGGUGACAGUGACGACGAGGGGAGAAGGGGACGACUGCCUGAUCUUGGCGAGCGACGGGCUUUGGGACGUGGUGACUAACGAGACAGCAUGCCAGAUCGUAAGAAUGGUGUUGCGAGGCAGCGGACUGCCUGUGGGUGACCCGAGCCGUCCUAGCUCCGAUAAGGCGUGCGCGGAUGCGGCGAUGCUGCUCACGAAGCUGGCGCUUGCGCGUCAAAGUGCCGACAACGUAAGCGUUGUGGUGGUGGAUCUCAGGAGGCAAUUUUGAGACAGAGGAUGAGUGAAUUUUAUGUUAAGGGAAAGAAAAUUCUGGCAAAUUUAGGAGUAAAUUCGCCAUUUUCAUUGUAUUUUUUUUCCCAAUUUGUAUGGGUAGGAUAUAUCAUUGUAAAAGUUGAUAUUGACGAAAGUCCGUGGAUGGCAGACCAAAAGAUGAAGCAGAAACAGUUUCACUUGUUCAUGCAGUGGAUGCUAUUAUAUGUUGAUGACUAGAACAGGUUACUGGGAUGGAAUAUGGUUUCUUUCUUUGAAUCUUUUUAGCUGUAGCUUGACGGCAUUUCGAGAUGAUAGUUAUGGCGCGAUUACGAGCAAUUGAAAACUUAGGACAUGAGGCUGACGAGAGAACGGAGUUGCCGAGUUACAUGGGAGAACGGUC